AUGGUGAACUACUAUCGAUAUGAGCCCUCACUAGCUGCCAACAUCCUUUUCGUCGUCAUUUUCGCCCUUUCGUCAGGAGUUCAUCUCUUCCAGAUCUUCAAAACGAGGACCUGGUUUUUCAUACCAUUCCUAGUCGGCUCGCUCUUUGAAACCAUUGGAUUUAUUGGCCGUGCCAUUGGCGCUGAGCAGGCACCGGACUAUACUUUUGGGCCAUAUAUUAUGCAGAGCCUACUACUUCUUCUAGGACCAACGUGCUAUGCUGCGUCAAUCUACAUGAUCCUAGGUCGGCUGAUCGGGAUGUUGAAGGCAGAAAAGCAUUCCUUGAUCAGGCCCAAUUGGUUGACCAAGUUAUUUCUUCUUGGCGACAUCAUCUCAAUUGCGCUUCAAGGCAUCGGUGGUGGAAAGCUCGCCGAUGCCAACACCCCAGACGAAAGGAGGACAGGAGAGAAUAUCAUCAUCGCCGGAUUGACAGUACAAAUUUUGUUCUUUGGCUUGUUCUUCAUUGUGACAGGUCUAUUUCAUUUCCAAUUUCUCAAGGAUCCUACACGUCGAAUGUCCAGUUCUGGAACUAACUGGCAGAGGUCUUUGGGACACGACGGAGAGCUCCAGUCCAAAGAAGUCUACCUUCUCGUCUUGGAUGCUAUCCCGAUGACUAUUGCAAGCAUUAUGUUUAAUGUCUUUCACCCCUCGAAGUUCUUGAAUGCAAGAUCAAAGAAUCUUACCGAUUCAGAGGCCGAUGAACCUCUGGGAUAUUGGCAAGGUCACUCGCUGGGAACGGUCGUGGGCAGAGAGCCAAUCGCUGCUAGCAACCGUUAG
Molecule: messenger RNA, 816 nt
Organism: Fusarium subglutinans
Lineage: Eukaryota; Fungi; Ascomycota; Sordariomycetes; Hypocreales; Nectriaceae
Product: rta1 domain protein
Exons: 4
Coding region: 1-816 (271 amino acids)
Cellular component (GO): membrane
Source: RefSeq, a predicted model, not a curated record